AUGGCUCUCCUCGACGCUGCCGCGCCGCCGGCGGGGGGGCCGACACUUUUCGGCAUGUCCAUGAAGCAACUUUCCCUCAUCACGCUCACUUUUCAAAACUCGGCACUGAUUCUGAUCAUGCAUUACUCCCGCAUCAUGCCUCCCGUGGGCGAUCACCGAUACUUCACAUCCACCGCAGUCUUCCUCAAUGAGGUGAUCAAGCUGUCAAUUUGCUUGACUUGCUCCAUUGCAGAGGUUUCGCGCACAUUGGCACCGUCCACGCCGGCCACCGUCAUCUUCGAGCAGAUCUUCAACUCCGUGUUCUCGGGCGAUGGGUGGAAGCUCGCAAUUCCAGCAACACUAUACACGCUGCAAAACACACUACAAUACGUCGCUGUUGGGAACCUGGAUGCCGUUCACUUCCAAGUUCUAUACCAGCUCAAGAUUCUCACGACCGCUGUCUUCUCCGUUACGAUGCUUCGCCGCGCGCUCGGUAUGAAGCGCUGGAUCUCUUUGAUCAUCUUGACCUUGGGCGUAUCCAUUGUGUCACUUCCCCAACCUUCGUCCGCAAGCCAUGCCGAAUCGACGUCGGCCAGCAUCCUCCUACACGACACCACAGACCAUUUCUUUCCUCGCUCCGUGCACGAGCUUGGUCAAGCUGCCGAGGGUGCGGCGGAGGUGGCCCGUGAGCUCACCAAGCGCGCCGCGGACGGUCUCGCGGGCGUUGGCGGAGAAAUCGUGAAGCGGUCGGCCUCGUAUCAGGGUAUCCAAGAGGACCAAGACCCGUCACCGCUCAUGAACUACUCGAUUGGACUGACCGCCGUGCUCGUCGCCGCCGUCGCCUCGGGUCUUGCUGGAGUCUACUUUGAGAAGAUGCUCAAGGACUCAGGAACCCAUGCCUCUGUAUGGACGCGCAACAUCCAGCUGUCGUUUUACUCGCUGUUCCCUGCUCUAGCAGGCGUUAUCUUGAUUGAUGCGGAAGACAUUGCCAAGCAUGGUUUCUUCGAUGGCUACAACUGGGUCGUAUGGACCGCAAUCGUAUUCCAAGCUGUCGGCGGCGUGCUUGCGUCGUUGUGCAUUAACUACGCCGACAACAUUGCAAAGAACUUUGCUGCAAGCAUCAGUAUCGUUAUCAGCUUUCUAUUCAGCGUUUGGUUCUUUAACUUUGAAGUCAAUUUCUCCUUUAUUCUCGGUACUACUCUGGUUCUUGCCGCGACCUACAUCUACAGCAUUCCCGAUCGCAAGGGCCGCCCGCCACCGAUUACGAUUGCGAGCUACGAGAAGGCAAUGGUUGACCCGGCGUACACGCCAGCCGUCACCGACGAAACCAAGCUUAACCUCGACCCGCUCGAUGCGGUCCGCAGCAUGGGACUUUCGACGUCUAGGCCAUCGUCGCCUAUGCUGCACCACCACCGAGCGCCAUCAGCCAGGGGCAAGAACCGCGACGACUAA
Messenger RNA from Colletotrichum abscissum, 1431 nucleotides. Its product is annotated as nucleotide-sugar transporter. Gene Ontology annotation, biological process: pyrimidine nucleotide-sugar transmembrane transport. Gene Ontology annotation, molecular function: UDP-galactose transmembrane transporter activity. The coding region runs from base 1 to 1431 and encodes 476 amino acids. The transcript has 5 exons. Gene Ontology annotation, cellular component: Golgi membrane. NCBI's taxonomy places the organism in Eukaryota, Fungi, Ascomycota, Sordariomycetes, Glomerellales, Glomerellaceae. The record is from RefSeq and is a predicted model, not a curated record.